Spinacia oleracea (spinach) is the source of this 1062-nucleotide messenger RNA. RefSeq names its product transcription initiation factor TFIID subunit 7. The transcript has 6 exons. Gene Ontology annotation, biological process: transcription initiation at RNA polymerase II promoter; RNA polymerase II preinitiation complex assembly. Bases 165 to 755 code for a protein of 196 amino acids. Lineage: Eukaryota; Viridiplantae; Streptophyta; Magnoliopsida; Caryophyllales; Amaranthaceae. Gene Ontology annotation, cellular component: transcription factor TFIID complex. The record is from RefSeq and is a predicted model, not a curated record. Gene Ontology annotation, molecular function: RNA polymerase II general transcription initiation factor activity.
UAUUAAGGGACGGAGGGAGUACACCAUUCCCGACUAAAACCAGAAGUUCUUUCUCCUCGACAACGCCACUUCUUUCUACUCUUUCUCCUUGAUCGAUCGACUAACGUCAAGAAGUGAAGAAGGCUCUUCUCAAGAAUCUCAACCGACCUUCAUUAUCAAGAGAGAUGGAGGACCAGUUCAUUUUAAGAGUUCCGCCUUCCAUUGCUGAACAAAUUGAACGCCUCUUAAAUGAAGAUCCUUCUUCCUCUGAGGAUAAAUUACUGGACUUGUCUUUUUCAGAGGAUGGAAGGACUGGUACAUUUAUGAUUGGAGAUGAUCGGUUUCCUGCCUCUUUGCUGGAUCUCCCAUGUAUUACUGAGUCCUACAAAACUUAUGAUGAUAAUGUGCUGAUCAAAACUGCAGACAUUGGUCAAAUGAUCAUGGUGAGAGAAGGGAAUGACAAUGUGCCCGAUACUGUGGAGUAUAGGCAUGGCCUAACCCCUCCAAUGAGGGAUGCUCGGCGUCGUAGAUUUCGUAGGGAGCCAGAUCUUAAUCCGGAGGUUGUUCAGCGUGUGGAGAAUGAUCUUUGCAACAUUAUGCGAACCAGAGGUGCUGAAGCAUCUGUCCAGGAUGAAGAUGUUGAUGAAAAUGCGCGCAAUAAUAGCAAGAAGCCUGCCCCAGCCCCUAAAGCCAAGCCUGAUACACCAGAUGCUGCUAACAAUGCAGGUGAGGCUGAUGGAAGUGACUCAUUUGAGUCUGAUGAGUCGAAUGAGUGAAUAUUCUCACAACUUGCAAGUUCAGCUCCCCCCUCGGAAAAAUAAUGUACUAAUUUACUCAUAUAGUCAUAUCUGUAUAUUCCUAAAAUUGAGUCAAGUAUGUGUUUGUAUUGUCUCUUUAUUGUACCGGAUUUUGUGGAGGUUUCCAGUUUUUACCACAAAGUUUGGCUUUUUUUGAUUUGGUUCAUAAUAGUUGUCAGAUCGUUGAGAAGUUUCAAAUUGGCCAACUCUUUGUUUGGUUAAGCAGUUGUAACUUGUAAGUGACUGAUAGGGAUUUUAUUCAAGUAAAACUGCAGUUGCAUAUUCA